Messenger RNA from Lathyrus sativus (Indian pea), 1491 nucleotides. The record is from the annotation of a GenBank genome assembly. NCBI's taxonomy places the organism in Eukaryota, Viridiplantae, Streptophyta, Magnoliopsida, Fabales, Fabaceae.
AUGUCAGAGAAGAGUAUGGUUCCUUCUAGGUUAAUGUUUUGUGUGAUGCUUAUUUCUAUGUUUCUUUUGGUGUUGUCUUCCCUUUUCCUACUUCAGUUUAGCAGUCAUUCUUUUAUACCUAGAUCGGUUUUGGAGCUUAUUAUUGUCAAUAAUUCGUCAUUUUACUUUACACCCGAUUUGACGAGGGAACAAAUUGUGCUACCUACCGACUCUUCUGAGGAUUUAAGAUUUCAAACCUUGAAACAUAGGGAGUCUGAUUGGAAAGUUUCCAAUUCAAGCGAGAGAGAACAUUUGGUAGAACAACAGAUGGAUGUAGCAUGUGACCAAAAUCAGGCUUUAUUGAAAGUAUUCAUGUAUGACUUGCCUCCGGAAUUUCACUUCGGGUUAUUGGGUUGGAAGGGAAGUGUAAAUCAAACAUGGCCUGAGGUGGAUAACCCGAAUCGUAUCCCACGAUAUCCCGGGGGACUGAAUUUGCAGCACAGUAUGGAAUACUGGCUCACACUUGAUCUUCUAUUAUCAGAAAAAACAAAAAUUGGUCGGCCUUGUACUGCAAUUAGAGUACGGAAUUCAAGUCAAGCAGAUAUAAUUUUCGUGCCGUUUUUCUCUUCUCUGAGUUACAACCGGCAUUCCAAGACUCAAGGGGAAGGACAAGUUAGUGUUAACAAAAUGUUGCAAGACAGAUUGGUACGUUUCUUGAGAGGGCGCAAAGAAUGGAAACAUGCGGGUGGGAAGAAUCAUCUAAUUGUAGCUCACCAUCCUAACAGCUUGUUAGAUGCGCGAAGAAACCUGGCUUCUGCUAUGCUUGUGCUUGCGGAUUUUGGAAGGUAUCCUGUUGAGUUAGCAAAUAUCAAGAAAGAUAUAAUAGCUCCCUAUAAACAUUUGGUGGGUACUAUACCAAGAGCAAAAUCACCUUCAUAUGACGAGCGUUCCACACUCCUUUAUUUCCAAGGGGCGAUAUACAGAAAAGAUGGAGGAGUUAUUCGCCAAGAAUUGUAUUACCUCCUCAAAGACGAGAAAGACGUGCAUUUUACAUUUGGGAGCAUAGGAGGAAAUGGUGUUAAUCAGGCAAGCCAGGGCAUGUCGACGUCCAAAUUCUGCCUCAACAUAGCUGGAGAUACUCCAUCUUCCAAUCGACUCUUUGAUGCCAUAGUGAGCCAUUGUGUUCCUGUGAUCAUCAGUGAUGAAAUCGAGCUACCGUAUGAAGAUGUUUUGGACUACUCAGAGUUUUCUUUGUUUGUUCGCGCCGCCGAUGCCGUAAAGAAAGGCUACCUAUUGAAUCUCCUUCAUUCAAUCAAACGCGAGGAGUGGACCAGGAUGUGGGAAAGAUUGAAGGAGAUUACACAUCACUACGAGUAUCAAUAUCCAUCCCAGCCCUGGGAUGCAGUGAACAUGAUUUGGCAGGAAGUUGCGCGGAAGAUAUCUUCAAUUCAGUUCAAUUCACACAGGAAGAAUAGAUACAAUAGAUCUCAGCUUCUUGUCAAAACUAACUGA